Molecule: messenger RNA, 2319 nt
Organism: Haemonchus placei
Lineage: Eukaryota; Metazoa; Nematoda; Chromadorea; Rhabditida; Trichostrongylidae
Source: the annotation of a GenBank genome assembly
AGGUUUCCUUCGCAUAGCAGCAGUUUGUUUCAGGCUUCUCGCCGACGUCCACCGUUGAAUCGUUCUAUUCCACCGAUUCCCGAGUCCAAAUCCAACGAGAGCAUAAUGAGCCACUCCUCACGGCGAUCCAGCGAUAAGGGAGAUCGAUCUCAUCCUUCUGAAUGCAUAGUGAUUGAGAACCGUAAUGUAGUAGAGCCGCUGGAUCGUGAACCGACGUCAACGAGUACUUCGAAGAAGGAUCAGAAAACUUCGCGAAGCGCUGAGCUGACCCCACGAAGUCCACUGAUGACGGUCGCACGGACGGUGAAGAGUAAAUUUUCAAAGUUGGCCAGAAUAGGACGACACGAACAGGACGUCUCUAUGAAAGGCAGCCAAAGCUUCUCAGGUAUUCGACAACCAAAAACGACUGUACCAAAACGAAUAGACCAAAAUGCAAAUCGCGUCAUUAAGUCCUCGUCUAUGGAGGUUCCAUCGACCACUCAGGAAGUGGUGAUUCCACAAAAUCCUAAGCGAUUAGAGGACUUCUCAGAGGAGGCCUCAAUUGCUGAUCAAGCACUUUCGGUGACACUCAAUGAAGAUGUGCUCGUCAUCACGAAACAAGAUGAUUCUACUGAUCACAGGCUUGACAGCUUACCCUCCUUCGGGGAAGGGGCUGUGGGUUCUACGUUUGAGAAUGUUCCACAGUCGCCAAGUCAACCAUCAACUGAAAACGAUGGCGAUAAAGGCGAAAUGCAACCGGCAGGAACUGAAGUUGCUCAGGUCCCCCUUCAUUCGUGCUUGAAGACUCCCCAAUGCGUAAGGAAGCAUCACACCUUUGCAUUAGGGGAGAAGAUUCCGGACACAUCAAGUGAGUUGCGAGCCGUUGAACACCAUGAAGCCCGUGGAAGACCGGAGUUAAAAGAGUCGCCUGGAGAGCGCGAACUCAGUCCCCCCACCCGGUUUCUCAUCACCAUGAAGACCCCGGAAGCGCUGAGGAAGCAUAAGGCGUUCUUCAUUGGUCAGAGCGAUCCCUUCGCCAAAAUGGCGGCUGACGAGAGCUCUCAACCUCGGAAGAAAAAACCUGGCAAAAUUAUCAAACAGCGAUCAAUGCCAGAGAAAUCAUCCGUCUCUCCUGAGCGAUACAUUCUCACCGUGAAAACCCCUGAAGCCCUUCGACGCCAUCACACCUUUACGAUCAGGGAGCGAGCAAAGAGCCCAGAUGUUCCGUAUAUCGAAGAAGGUGAAAUUACUGAGCCAAUUGCCACGGUCGGUCCAACUGCUGAUAAGACGAAAAAGGAGAAAGAGAAAGAGGAAAAGCGAGAGCAUGAAGGGAAAUCAGCUCCAAACAAAUUGGCGUUGGCUCUCAGGACGCCGUUUACGAUGAGGAAGUAUAAAACGUUCGUGGUUGAGGAGAAGCCAAAAGAAGGAGUGCCCAGCUCGAAGAGCGCAGACGCCAUCGCUCAACCAAAAGUGGACUUCACAGGUCACACGGAACCUUAUGCUACACCGCAUACUAAGAGAAAGCAAAAAGCAACCGAAGACGAUAUGGAAAGGGAACAUCAGGAGAAGUUCAUCCUUACCACCUCAGCCACCCCCGCAAUGGCAAGAAAAGCCCACACAUUCGUGAUUGAAGACAAACCAGCAGUUGAAGAGCCGGUGAAGGCAGGGGAAAUGUUGAAUAGCGAGACGAUGGUAACGCUCGAGAAGCAAGAAGAGCUCCCUGAGGAACUCCCCUUAAAACCAUCAGAAAUGUACGUGCUAACAACGAUGACGCCUGUUCCUCAGAGGAAGGAGCCAAUCGAUUCGCACUUGGAACGCAUUGCUAGGGAUAGGACGAGAUCGCGAUCUCCGGAUAGGGUAGGAUUGUUCAUAAUGAAGGGAAGGACCACACCGCGAAUCCCCCACCAGGGUUCUGAAGAGGAAAUAUCUCCAAAGUAUCUGGACCUGGACACUCUAAGAAGGGAACGAAGUCAAUCUGACCGAGCAGAAUUUAUCGAGAGGAAAAACAGCGACACUUCGGAUGAAAUGACCUCACCUGAAGAGGAGAUUCCCAUGGACACACACCUAACACCAACAGAGGAGCUGCGUGACGAUACGCUUAUCAUUAGACCGAUAAGGCGUCCUCCAGAGGUCACGUCACCGAUCGCUGAAGAACCCGAAAUGUCCAUUAAUGGGACUCCAAUCAUUGAAACGAAAUUGUCGCUCGUGGAAGACCCUCCUGUGUUUCGACCACCAAGUCCGCCAAAGGAAACGUUCAAGACUAUUAGCCUAUCAAAUUUCGUCUGGAUUUACCUUAACAGGCUUAGGAUUUGGCCAUGUUCAUACAAAGGGGCGCGAUGA